Anthonomus grandis grandis is the source of this 2104-nucleotide messenger RNA. RefSeq names its product odorant receptor 49b-like. Gene Ontology annotation, cellular component: plasma membrane. The transcript has 6 exons. Lineage: Eukaryota; Metazoa; Arthropoda; Insecta; Coleoptera; Curculionidae. Gene Ontology annotation, molecular function: odorant binding; olfactory receptor activity. Gene Ontology annotation, biological process: sensory perception of smell; detection of chemical stimulus involved in sensory perception of smell. The record is from RefSeq and is a predicted model, not a curated record. Bases 100 to 1332 code for a protein of 410 amino acids.
UCCCUAAGCUGUUUAUUAAUUCCUACUUUAAUUAUUUUCUAAAGAGAAUUCUUAAUUUUUCAUAUAUGCAAAUGGCAUUAUAAUAUUAUAGACCCAACAAUGGAGAUCGAAGCGAUUGAGAACGACUUUAAUUGCAAAUUACUUAAAGUCCCAAAAAUGUUUAUGCUGAUUUCGGGUUGUUGGAGAUUUCAGUUUACUAAAUCCCAACUUUUACAGAAGCUUUAUCACAGAUUGUAUUCGUUGACUUGUCAAGGUAUUUGCUUAAUAUUACUGAUAUGUAUGGCCAUUCGAAUACCGAAUUUAGUAAAUCGGGAUGCCAGACGAUUUGUAGAAAACGUAGGAUUUAUGACGACUUUCUCGCUUGUUGCUACCAAGUUGGUUAUAUGCCGGAGUUCUACUGUCGGGGAUUUGGUGUCUAGGAUUAUCCAUGAGGAAAAGGCCUUGUACCUUAAAGGGAAUCCUAAGAUCAUAAGUAACUACAAUUACCACAUAAAGCUCACAAAUAAAGUUCACGUAAUACUACUCCUAGCCAUAUAUAGUGUAUGUAUAAUUGGCAUUUUACCAUACUUUGUUAUAUACCUUCGAAAUGAAUCUCAGACGGAAUUAAUUAUUAAUCAAGGCAAUAUCACAGGUGAAGUUUCAUCGGAAAAAAUACUGCCAAUAGAGAUGUGGAUGCCGUUUGACCAAAACAACCAUUACGGCAAAACCAUUGUUAUCAUGUUCAUUUUUAUUUUUACUCAAACCACUUUCAAUUCAGUCAGUCAAAUUCUGUAUAUCUCUCUUAUGAUAUAUGUUAUAGCCGAGUUAAAAAAUUUGCAAAUUAUUGCGAGGAAAUUUGAUUUGGAAGUAUCUGGUGAGGCAGAAUCUCUGGCUAAUUUAAAAAGAUUGAUAAUAAGACACCAAAAAGUCAUUAAAUUUGUAGAUGACUUAAAUGAUGCGAUCAGAUAUGUUAUGCUACAAGAAUAUUUACUAAAUUCACUAAGUAUUGCUAAUUUGAUGUACCAAAUUCCCAACUCGCUAAAAACUUCAAUCUUGUUUACCAUUUUUUACAUUGACUUUUUGAUUGUCCUCGUCAUACAACUAUUCUUCAUGUCCUGGCAUGCAAAUGAAAUACAAGUACAAAGCCUUAAGUUAUCAGAUGCCCUCUAUGACAGCAACUGGUACCAACAUUCUCAAAAAGUUAACAAAACCAUUUUGCUUUCAAUGAUAAGAUUUCAAAAACAACUAGUUAUAUGGAUCGGACCAUUUUUACCUAUGAACCUUAGUGUUGCUAUAGCAAGUAUGAAAGCUGCAUACUCCUAUGUGACUAUGAUGAGCAGAUUUUCUGAAUAAACACUUGACCUAUUUAAACAAUUGCUUUAGUGCACAAAUGUCAGCAAUAAUUUUUAUGUAGAACACUGCAUAUGAGUAUUUUGAAAUAAUGAGUUAUUUUACUGGUCAAAAUUCAGGAUGAAGUAAAUCAGGGAAUUUAAUGCUUCAUUUAACUCAUUAUCACACCUUUUCAUCCUUUGUCUAUUGCACUGACUCACCUUUAUUUAUAUCUACUUUUCAGAAUAUAUUUUAUCAUCAUAAGCAAAUAAAUAUUGCAAAUAUAAUACAGAGGCAGAGAUGCAGGCUGACUUUCAUUUUUCAAUUACCAGUAUAUUUUUUUCAGUAUUGUUUUCAAAGCACAAUAGUGAUUAAAAACUGUUUCACAUAAACAAGGUUCCAGUUUUUAGAAAUAGCUAAUCUAUAGAAUUAUAUAAAUUACCGUAAGUACAUGCACUUAUCACAAACAAAGUGCACUUAAUUGUAUUGUUGAAAGGUCAUUUUUCUUUAUUAGAAAAGGGAUAAAAAACUGAUUAGUAUGUUGUUGUCUAAUUGCGAUUUUUUUGUUGAUGAGUUCUGUGAAAUUUAAUAUGGACUUUUCAUAAUAAGCCUAAAAAUGGUUAUUAAACUUUUCCUAUGAAUAUUUCUGAGGGCAACAUUCACAUAAUAUUGCCCAAGAUCUUUACGAACAUCUGACAACACUGUUAUGGAGAUAAUAGGGACAAUUUAAUAGGAACCUGCACAAAUUAGGAGAACUAGGAAUGACUGCCUUAUAUAUUUAGUUGUGUCUUAAGGU